Messenger RNA from Trifolium pratense (red clover), 2011 nucleotides. RefSeq names its product mechanosensitive ion channel protein 1, mitochondrial-like. The transcript has 7 exons. Gene Ontology annotation, biological process: transmembrane transport. Gene Ontology annotation, cellular component: membrane. NCBI's taxonomy places the organism in Eukaryota, Viridiplantae, Streptophyta, Magnoliopsida, Fabales, Fabaceae. Bases 191 to 1804 code for a protein of 537 amino acids. The record is from RefSeq and is a predicted model, not a curated record.
UUUUGUUUAAAAAAUACAAAAAAAAUCCUAACUUAAUAAAACCAUAGUAAGCCUCAAAAAUGGAAGUUAAGAACCGUCUUCUCUGUUAGCCGUCGACGGCAAUUUUCCGGCCAUCAACUACUCCGGUUGUCCCAAUUAACAACGUCAUUACUGUAUUCUUUCAAUUUCUGAGUUCUUACUUUGCUUAACAAUGGCUGCUGUUAGGUUUUCUCAUGUAAAAUGUCUACAUAGUUCAAUCAAGGGUUAUUUCAAUUUCCAAAAUGUUCAUAAUUACCACUGUAACCCUAAUAGGACUUUGAGCUUUGCAAAAAUGUCAAGUUCUUGUAUUGAUUUGUCGAACCGUCACUAUUCCAAAAGAGAGUCAAAGUUAGAUAAGAAUAAAAUGUUUGCUCAAAACCAGUUUAGCAAUGUGGGAUGCAGGGGUUUAAAUGCUGCAUUUGAUUCUAGAUUCUCGAGGGUAUGUUUUCAGAGGAGUGUUGUUAAUGUUCCUUUUGCCAGUAGUGCGAUGAGUUUGCGAAUGUAUUCGUCGUCUUUGGGUGGGAAAGGAAGUAGUGAUGGUGUAACAGAAGUGGCUACUGGGUCUGGUGUGAGUGAUGUUAAUGGUGGUGGUGAUUCGGUUGUUUCGGGUGAUUUGGUUGAGAGGAUGAAAGAUACGUGGAAGAGUGUUGUAGAGGCAUCUUCAUAUGUUGGGGAAAAGGUUAAAGAAGGUUCUGAUGGUCUUACUCCAUAUGCUCAACAGUUUCUUGAUUCACAUCCUUAUCUAAACAUGGUGGUUGUUCCGGUUGGUGGUACUUUAACUGCUACUCUAGUAGGUUGGUUCAUCUUGCCGAGGAUUUUAAGGAAAUUUCACAAAUAUGGAAUGCAAAGUCCUGUUUCUCUAUUUCAAAGAAGCGUGUCUGGGGAGACGGUUCCGUAUGAGAAAAGCUUUUGGGGUGCUAUGGAAGACCCAGCGCGAUAUCUAGUUACCUUCUUAGCAUUCUCACAAAUUGCUGCAAUGGUAGCUCCAACAGCUAUAGCCACACAAUAUCUUGCACCCACUUGGAGGGGUGCAGUGAUACUUUCAUUUGUAUGGUUUUUGCAUAGAUGGAAAACAAAUGUUUUUGCACGGACACUAUCUAGUCAAAGUGUACUUGGACUUGAUAGGGAGAAAAUGCUUGCUCUAGACAAAAUCUCAUCUAUUGGUCUAUUUGGUAUUGGUAUAAUGGCUUUGGCUGAGGCAUGUGGUGUGGCUGUGCAAUCUAUUUUAACUGUUGGUGGUGUAGGAGGAGUUGCUACUGCUUUUGCUGCCAGAGAUGUACUUGGCAAUGUGUUCAGUGGUUUAUCUAUGCAGUUUUCAAAGCCUUUUUCAAUUGGAGAUACAAUAAAAGCUGGAUCAAUAGAGGGUCAAGUGGUGGAAAUUGGUCUUACUAGCACAUCAUUGCUGAGUCCAGAGAAGUUUCCAGUCAUUGUGCCCAACUCAUUUUUUUCUAGCCAGGUAAUUGUGAACAAGUCCCGUGCCGAUUAUCGUGCCAUUAUUACCAAAAUUCCUCUGCAAGUCGAGGAUUUGAGUAAGAUUCCCCAGAUAUCAAAUGAUGUAAACAACAUGUUAACAUCAAAUGCAAAAGUAUUUUUAGGAAAAGAUGUUCCCUACUGUUUCUUGUCACGUAUAGAAAAUUCAUUUGCAGAACUGACUCUUGGAUACAACCUCAAGAACAUGCGCAAACAUGAGUUCUACUCUGCAGAACAAGAUAUUCUCCUGCAAGCAGUUCAGAUCAUUAAGAAUCACGGUGUUGCUCUUGGCAGUACAUGGAAUGAUGCUAAGUAGCGUACUCAAGACAAUUUUGGGAUGCUCUAUUUCAAGAUGUGAUAAACUUAAAUAUUUACAAGUACAAAGUUUUCAGCUAUACUAAGUAGUCAUCAUUUGCAACCAAAGCAAUUUUCUAACAUUAGUUGGAUAUGUAUAGUUUGACUUGAAAUUUUAAAUUUUGAUUUACUGAAUGUUAUAAAAAGUUUUACAUGAGUUAUGUCAUUA